UGUUAUGCAGUUAAAUAUUUCAAAUCAAACUGUCAACAAUGGAAAACAGCUUAAAAAUGAUAAAGAAGAUGGUAGAUCGUCUUUCUCUAAGAAAUUAGAAGACGAAGCUGAAACUGAACGAUGUUUGCAAAUUCAAAGGUUACAAGUAAAAAAAUUGUCUAAUACUCUAAAAGCAACUCAAGAUAGACUAAAGGUUUUAAAAGCAGUCCACGAAGAGAAAAUAGAUGAAUUGAGUCGAGCGAAGGACGAUUUAGAUCAACUUGAAACAGAAUUACAUAAAACCCAAAACGAAUUAGAAAGGACAAAACAGAUGAAUAUAAAUUGGCAAAACACGGCCAUAAACAAAUGCAACCUGAUGCAUGCCAUGUUCACAGAGUGGAAGGAAACACAAGACAACCUUACUACACAGAUCACUUACCCUCCUGUUGGUUACGUAACUGAAACAGAAAGUCACAUUCAUCUCGGACGAGGAGAAUGGCUACCUUAUAAUGCUUACGCGCUUGCAAUAAGUAAUAUUUCGAUGAAAAAUAGAAAAGUUUUGUUCAGAAAUAUUUCUGUCGCUCUUCUGGGUUAUGAUGCUCUUGCUAAAACCACUAUUACUGGCAAAGGAAGUAAUCGUAAUCAAGGAACUAAAGUACCAGAAAGUAAAUUGGACCCAAAGAAACUUUUAGCUAUAAAAGAUAUUUAUCGUCAUUUUUGUAUAACUGAGUUGAGAAUGGACCAGAUUGAUGCUGAAUUGGAAGCUGGAGAAGCUAAUGAAAGAAUUAGAAAAAAAAUUUCUCAAUUGAAAGGAAUUAAAAAUAAACCUAUGAAAUCUGGUCAAAACAUUUUGGGCAAUACUGCAGAAGUUCUAACAGAAAAAGAGGAUGAACAAGAAAUCAGAGGAGGAAUGAUUAAUGAAGAAGAGCGGGUGAUGGAAACAGAGGGUGAUGAAAAAAUGUAUAAUCAAGGAGUGACUGAUGAAUUAGUAGGUGAUUAUAUAGUGGAUGAUGAAGGGAAUGAUAAAGAAGGAAAUGGUGAAGAAGGGAAUGAUGAAGGAGGAAAUGAUGAAGAAGGGAAUGAUGAAGAAGGGAAUGAUGAAGAAAGGAAUGAUGAAGUGAAUGACGUGGGUGAUGAUGAAACAAUGGCUGAUGAAGGAGUUGAUAAUGAAGAAGUAAAUGAUGAUGAUGCAAUGUAUGACGAUGAAGUUGAUAAUGAAGAAGUAGAUGAUGAUGAAGCAAUGGAUGACGAUGUAGUUGAUAAUAAAGAAGUAGAUGAUGAUGAAGCAAUGGAUGACGAUGAAGUUGAUAAUGAAGAAGUAGAUGAUGAUGAAGCAAUGGAUGAUAAAGUUUAUGAGGAGCAAAUCUAUGAUGAUUCAAUUCAAAUAGAUGAUUUUAACUGCUCUGUGGAAAAGGAAAACUAUUGUAAUUGUUGAAAGCAAUCCAGAAAAUGAGUUAGGAAAGAACCCUUUCAUAGCUGUGGACGUCUCUAAAAAUUUGGCAGAAACAACUCUAUUUGAAGAUUUGUUUUCAAAUUUGGAUCCACUUGACAUUCAUGAAGAAAAUAAGAGGGAAGAUAACUCUUAUGAUGCUGGCAGUGAAAGUGACGAAUCACUUUAAAAUCACUUUAAAUGCUUUGAGUUUUCGGGUGAACUGAUUUUGUUACACAUUAAAUGUAAUUAU
Molecule: messenger RNA, 1661 nt
Organism: Leptopilina boulardi
Lineage: Eukaryota; Metazoa; Arthropoda; Insecta; Hymenoptera; Figitidae
Product: MATH and LRR domain-containing protein PFE0570w-like
Exons: 6
Coding region: 5-1414 (469 amino acids)
Source: RefSeq, a predicted model, not a curated record